Rhineura floridana is the source of this 1137-nucleotide messenger RNA. RefSeq lists its product as uncharacterized. Lineage: Eukaryota; Metazoa; Chordata; Lepidosauria; Squamata; Rhineuridae. The transcript has 2 exons. The record is from RefSeq and is a predicted model, not a curated record. The coding region runs from base 222 to 941 and encodes 239 amino acids.
CGUCUGUCCUUCCCGGGGGUUUCUUUCCACUUCAUUCUCUGAAGCUGGGCCAGACGCGUAUUUUAGACAGUUACUGCCGUCCGCCCCCGGCCUGCUCUAUGCGCCCCCUGCAGCCAAGACUUGGCGUGGCCCGCCGUCCCUUCCCUCCUUUCGUCCCACCGGGAGAGGCACAUACUAACCUGACAUAAUGGCGACAAGCGGGGAGGAAACCCGGCCUGGCGAUGUUUGGAAACUUCUUCGAGCGGCCGCUGCCAGCUCCGCCCCUGCGAGCUCUGACGGGCACGUCCUGCUUCUUCUCUGGCAGGCAGAAGGCUCUCCGGCUGCGCGGCUCAGGUUGCAGGCAGGCCUCGUCCACGCGGCUCUCCGGCAAGCCUGCCAGAAGGGCCGCAGCGACGGGAGGAGCAGUUGCCGUCUCCCCGGUCUGCGCCCCGCCGGCAAGGGUGGCAAGAAACUUUUCUCUCGCUCGCUCGCUCUUUCUCUCUCUCUGCUUCCGCAAGCCCCUCUCCGGACUUACACAUGGCAAGAAGGUGGCGGGCUUUUCCUUCUCACUUGGCUGGGGAGCAAGAGCCCUUCUCCCUUCCCCAGCGCAGCGAGGAGCUGGAGGUGGAAGCUGUUGUAUUCCCAGUGCCAUUAUUAGGGCCUUCCUAUGCAUAAUUUACAGCUGGUAUAGCAGAGUGGGGAGGAGAGCCUGGCUGGGAGUCCAGAGUCUCUCGUGUUUUCUCUGGAGAAGGCAGCAGCAGAAGGACCAACAAAGGAGCCCAGCAGCUGCAACCUCCUCUCUGGGAGCCCUCAUGCAUUUUCACUUAGCAUUACAUGUGAACCAGCUCACUAAGCUGAAUGUGUGGAAGUCAAGAACAGGGACAGCUCACACGAUUCUGCUUCCCUUCCUCCAUUCGUUCACUGUUAAUUCUAAAAAGUGUUUUAAUCUGGUAACUGACUGAAAACCUCCAACUGUAUUUAACAGAAAAUGAAUUCAGACAAAAUGGUGCCAUCUUAAUGGUUGUCUCUCCAAUAAAGUGUCCCAAAGCAACAAAUAAGAAAGUACACAUUUAACAUCAAGACUGAAGAAACAACAUGCAAAAGUGUAGCUAUAUAAAAAUUUCAAACUGCAAUCCUAUGCACACUUACAUGUAAGUC